CGCUGCAUUAAAGUGUUACACAUACCGGAAAUUAGUUUCCUAAGUCACAUUGAGCAAAAAUCCACCGGUCACGGAAACAUUUGGACCUUUGAUGAGUCACUCCAAAGCUGAUGACUUCUUUAUCUGAUCAUUAAAAAUGUUUGCCUUGAGGAUCGUCCCACGACUUUCUCUCCUCAGUAAAACCUCUUGUGGACUUAAAGCACAUGGCGGGAUUCUAAAUGCAUGCGUCUCAUCAGUCCUCCCUUCUUCCUGCUUAUCACUACAGCAGAAAUUACGAAAUUACUCAACAACAGCAGACAACACGUCUCCCCCGCGAUGGGUCCAGCUUGAGCCAGAGUUGGAGGAGGCUUUGAUACCACGGAAGCUAUCAGUGAGUCCUCUGGAAAGCUGGCUCUCGCUACGCUACUCCUUACCUCCCCUGCUGGAGUCUGCCCAACCACAGGGAGACAUAGAGCUGCUGGAAGAGAAGUUGCUACCACCAAUCUCUGAGCCUGUUUUGGAGGAUGGGGAGGGUACAGCAACACCCAUGAGAUGCAAGAAUGUUUUAGAGAUCAGACGGCGGAAGAUGAACCGGCAUAAGUACAAGAAGCUGCAAAAACGGACCAAAUUCUUGAGGAGAAGAGUUUUGGAAGGCAGAGGGAGAAAGAAGCAGAAAAAAUUUGAGGAGGAUCUUAAAAGAAUAUGGAUGCGAGCUGGACUGAAGAAGGCUCCGGAGGGAUGGGCCACACCUAAAAUCUUUAUUAAACAACAGGGGAGCAGAAGGAACUGAAAAACACUGAAAACAAAUGUUAUUUCUGUUUAGCAUCC
Messenger RNA from Cyprinodon variegatus (sheepshead minnow), 807 nucleotides. RefSeq names its product aurora kinase A interacting protein 1 (gene aurkaip1). NCBI's taxonomy places the organism in Eukaryota, Metazoa, Chordata, Actinopteri, Cyprinodontiformes, Cyprinodontidae. The record is from RefSeq and is a predicted model, not a curated record. The transcript has 4 exons. Bases 137 to 769 code for a protein of 210 amino acids. Gene Ontology annotation, biological process: mRNA processing. Gene Ontology annotation, cellular component: mitochondrion.